AUGGUAAUCACUGCUGCUGCUGCUGCUGCUGCUGCUGUUGCCUCGCUGUCGGCUUGCGCUGUCGUCGUCUUGUCCUUUGUCUCGUUGCACCCUUAUUCUCUUGCGAUCAAGGAGCAGCCGCGGCAGGUCAGGGCGUCCGGAUACACCCUCUCGAUUUCGGGGCGAUCUGUCGAUCCAGUUCCGGUGCUCCAGCUUUCAUACCAAGAUGCCAACGGGGAUUUGAUCACGGACGGUCAACAUCCAAGACUGGUUGCCUCCACCAACUUUGUCGUCUACGCCAAGCUCUUCUCUGCAGAUGAGACGCCGAUAGCAUCUUCAAGAGCUCGAUCGUCCUCGGAUCCGUCUGCCGAGCGCUCGAAUGACCGACGGGAGCAGCCGAUAGCGUCGGGCCACGGCCUCAUUGCUUCGCCUGGCCAAGGCUCAAUUCUGAUCGACGAGCUGGAGGAACCGGACUCAGGCUCCAGCAAGGGCCAAGCGAGCCCACUCUUCGGCACCCUGGUCUCGCCGAGCUACCUUGCCCGUGGGCUGGACAAGAUCAUGGGCGUGUUCUUCAUCUUUGGGAAUCUCUGUGUCCGCAUCGAAGGAUCGUUUCGGCUCAAGUUCACCUUGGUUGACCUAAAAGUUGCGGAUGCAAACCCGAAUCCCGUCGUACUGACGUCGGUAAUGUCGGAUGUGUUUGAGUCCUUUAGCUGGAGGAACUUUCCGGGGAUGGCGAAGAUCUCGCCGCUAACGAAGCACUUGCUGGAUCAGGGAGUUGUCAAGAUCGUCCGCAAAGCACAGCCGAUGCGCGGCGGCAAAGGGCGAAAACAGUCCACCGAAUCGCUCGACUCGAGCUGAUAGCCACCUACCACAGCGAUGGUCUAGAUGAACUCGGUAUUCGGCGACAGCAGGAUUUGGCGUGCGCACGGGUUGGUUCCUCGCGGCAUCGACCGACAAUGCCCGACCGACGGAUGUGCCGCUCUGCCGACAGCUGCAUCCACGGGUCCAGGACGUUGUUGAUAUCUUCGCAGUUCCAAGACGCUGCUGGCAUUGACACGGCCCGGGAAGCGACGGCUGUGACUCUUUCGGCAGCAUCGUCGCUGCAAAUACAAGGUUCGCACGCUGCCCUGGCCAACAGGAUCCCGGGUGCUGUGGACGGAAUCGGGAAGC
Molecule: messenger RNA, 1149 nt
Organism: Polychytrium aggregatum
Lineage: Eukaryota; Fungi; Chytridiomycota; Chytridiomycetes; Polychytriales
Product: velvet factor
Exons: 6
Coding region: 1-837 (278 amino acids)
Source: RefSeq, a predicted model, not a curated record